Messenger RNA from Paramecium pentaurelia, 1302 nucleotides. The record is from the annotation of a GenBank genome assembly. Lineage: Eukaryota; Ciliophora; Oligohymenophorea; Peniculida; Parameciidae.
AUGCCAGCCUCUUUUUUGGUGAAAGAAGCUCUAGCUGACAUAUUUAGUUUGAUUAAGUAUGUAGAUGUAGAAAUCUUUGGAGUCAUAUUAAAAAUUUUAAGAAAGGAAAAAGUUUAGGAUUGUUUUGGAUUUCUAUCAGAUAUAGGGAAUCAAAGACUAUUAGAAUCAUAAAUCUUAUAACAAGCAGGGAAUUUCACCAAAACUGAUACAUUAUAGAAAUUUUUUGUUUUAAGAAAAGAUAUGAAAUUAAUUACAUAUGUAUUAAAAAAAUUAAAAGAUCAUGACUUCAAUAACUAAGACAUUUCCUUAAAAGAAAAUGAAGAAUCUAAACUAAGUUUAAUUUAUAGCAUCAAGGAUAAUAAAUAGAUAUAAGAAUUACUGUAAUUUUUAGUUCACCUUACAUCCAUUGAUGAAGCUUACAUAUAAGGUGGGUCUAAUUCAUUACAUUUAUUAGUUAAGAUAAAAGUGGACCUUAGAAAUAAAAAUUUUGAAAAUAUUAAAAUCUAAAAUACUUGUUUAGUGGGAGCUAAUUUUGGUAGGUGCAAUUUUAGUGGAUCCUAAUUUAAUAUUGUUAAUACAAGUGGAAUAAAUUUAAAUGAAGCAUUAUUAAUAAAUUGUGAAUGGAAGAAUUUAAGAAUUCAUGAAUUAAAUACAUUAAAUGGUCAUAGUGAUGGUGUCGGAUCAGUCUGCUUCUCUCCUGAUGGAAAUACAUUAGUUUCUGGUAGUGGUGAUAAGUCUAUCCGUUUAUGGGAUGUCAAAACUGGAUAAUAAAAAGCCAAAUUAGAUGGUCACAUGAACUCCGGUGAGGACUUAUAGGGAACCAAGGAUUACCCGAACUCCGGUGGGGACUUAUAGAGAACCAAGGAUUACCCGAACAUCGGUGGGGACUUACAGGGAACCAAGGAUUCCCUAUAUAUGUCGGGCAGAUGGUACCACCUCCGUUUUUUAAAAUUCCUGAAUAUGGGGUCUGAGCAAAAAAUGAGGGAUUUUUUAAAUUAAGACGAAAACGCAAUUAAGUAAUUAAAAAUCCAAAAUAGUGAGAGAAAUCAGACUUUAAACUAAUUAUUCUAUUAUAUUGACUCUAAUUUAAAUAAUAUUAGUAGCAAAAUUACUUUUGAAAUUAAUUUGUUAAAUUUACAAGUUUAAACAAUUAUUCAAGUUUUUUUGUUAAAGAAAAAUAUUUAAUUUAACCAUUCAAUUACAAACUAAAAAUAUAAUUGUCAUUUUUUAUCUUACGUUGUAUCAAUCUCAUCCCCAUAAUCUAUUUAUUAAUGUACAUUUAGUCAUAAUAAAAUAUUUUGA